AGACGUCCAUAUAAGAGUGACGGCAUCCACAAGAACUGGUCCACAGAGAUACAGACCGACGCUUGAAGCCCGGACCCCGCAACUUGUCUGCUCUCAAGUACCAGCGCACACAGAAGAAUGAAGCACGUAUGUGUGGUUCUGAUCUGCUUCCUGGCCGCUCUGUUAGCUUUCUCGCCUCUGCGAGUCUCAGCUGUACCUCCUCCCCAGUGCAGCCCAAGAGUACGCAAGGUUUGCGCUGCACUCUCAACGUUCUACGAACUCUCUAAUGCAAUGGAAGCCUACUUAGACGACAAAGUAGCGCGCGACAGCAGUAAUCCCCUGGUGGACGCCGGGGUGAAACGACAGGACGUCGAUCACGUGUUCCUCAGGUUUGGUCGGAGACGCUAAGAUGCUGGGAUCUCUUUUGUGAAGACUGCAUCGUGGAAGUGAACUCCGUGUUUCGCCUCUCCUCACCUACGUCAUCCUAAUUGUUAUUUCUACUUAUUACGGCCACAAAUACUUGAUUUAAACAUAUUUAUAUGGGAAAAUAAGUACGCUUUACGUUCCUAUUAUUUAUCUUAUAUUUAGACAAUGUUAUGUUUUGCCUACUGUCUCAUAAAAAUAUGAAUGAAAUUAUCAUUAAUAUUGUUAUUAUAAUUAUUUUGUGACUGUUAAAUAAAAUGUGCACGUGUUCAUAUUUAAA
This is a messenger RNA of Zootermopsis nevadensis, 682 nucleotides long. RefSeq names its product neuropeptide receptor myosuppressin (gene Ms). NCBI's taxonomy places the organism in Eukaryota, Metazoa, Arthropoda, Insecta, Blattodea, Termopsidae. The record is from RefSeq and is a predicted model, not a curated record.